Messenger RNA from Paramuricea clavata, 8345 nucleotides. The record is from the annotation of a GenBank genome assembly. NCBI's taxonomy places the organism in Eukaryota, Metazoa, Cnidaria, Anthozoa, Malacalcyonacea, Plexauridae.
GUGUUCCGCUUUUCUCCAGCGGUGGGAGAAUUAGUACACAGUAUAAUAAAGUUGAUUUAGUUUAUUGCAAAACUAAUAAUCCUUGAUUCUUUUCAGGCUAUCAGCGCGAGUUGUCCUACCAGCAUUCUGAUGGUUCGUACAGUGCAUUUGGUGAACGUUAUGGAAAGAAAUCGGGCAGUCUGUGGUAGGUUUAUGAUAGAACAAUCAGGUUCAGUACAUGUGUAAUCUCUUGGGUCAUCUCUUAUUGGUCCAGUGUUACCACAGGAGGAAACGUAAACUUAACUAACUUUAUUUAUACUAGAUAGCUCUAUCAGUUCUAAACUGUUCUUCCUAGAGGUCCAGUAAGGAUCGUCUCUUAUUGAUCUAGUGUUACUACAGGAGGAAACCUAAACUAAACUAACUUUAUUUAUACUGGAUAGCUCUAUCAGUUCUAAACUGUUCUUCCUAGAGGUCCAGUAAGGAUCAUCUCUUAUUGAUCCAGUGUUACUACAGGAGGAAACACAAACUAAACUAACUUUAUUUAUACUGGAUAGCUCUAUCAGUUCUAAACUGUUCUUCCUAGAGGUCCAGUAAGGAUCGUCUCUUAUUGAUCUAGUGUUACUACAGGAGGAAACCUAAACUAAACUAACUUUAUUUAUACUGGAUAGCUCUAUCAGUUCUAAACUGUUCUCCCUUGAGGUUCAGUAAGGAUCAUCUCUUAUUGAUCCAGUGUUACUACAGCAGGAAACCUAAACUAAACUAACUUUAUUUAUACUCAAUAGCUCUAUCAGUUCUAAACUGUUCUUCUUAGAAAUCCAGUAAGUGAUUUCUCGAUGUUAUAUAUUUCAGGUUAACAGCAUUUGUGGUGAAAUCAUUUUCCCGCGCGAAGUCGUAUAUUUAUAUUGACCCAGCUUCCUUAGGCAGGAGCAUGCGUUCUAUUUUGUCGACUCAGCAGAACGAUGGAUCAUUUGCUGAGAGUGGACACGUCAGUAGCUAUUUACAGGUAUGAGUUGAGAUAGUUCAUUAUUCAAUACACCCUUUCUGAUCGUAUUUAGCCUUGACCAUAGACCAAGUCCUUUAUCUCGAUACUGAUGAGCUGACUACACACGUAAAAAUCUCACAACUUGUCAACAAGAUGUGUUCGUAACAGGCAUGUUGCAAGCUUCUCAACAAGUUGUAACAAUGAUGUUAUUUUAUCAAGUUGCUACAAGGUUGUCACUCACAACUUGUUGACAACUUGUUGAAUUGCAGGACGGUUGUUGGAACAACUUGUAAAAAGUCUGUUGAGCUCAACAAUCUUGCAGCAAGUUGUCGACAAGCUGUUGACAACUUGUCAACAAGCUGGGAACAAGCAGUGCGAACACAUCUUGUUGACAAGUUGUUGGAACAGCAUUGCUACAAGUCUGCUGCAGGUUUGUUACAACUUGUGCGUUUUAAGUGUGUAUACAGAUGUCUUCUAUGCUCAUUGAUAUAUACUUAUGCUUUAUGCUUUCGUAAAUGUCUCACCGUAACGAGAUAAAGGCAAGCAGCCCUGCGUGGAUAUACUCGACAGCGUUAGAAAAUGGUGUGUCACAUCUAUUAUUCUUUCAGGGUGGUUUAAAAUCGUCUUCUCCAGAGGCCUUAACCGCGUAUGUUCUUGUGUCGCUUUUGGAGUCUGGUGACCAAAGUGAUGUAAGUAUAGUCGACAUAAAAUGGAACCAAUUGUGGACCCAGAGCCAUAAAAUAUUUGGCUACGAGAUUCAAUAUCUGUAUUAAUUUUAAUUGUUCUCCCUAGAGAUCCAGCAACUAUCGUGCCUUAUUAUUGUACGCUGUUUCUACAGGGAAAAACUUAAACUAAACUAAUUUUAUUUAUACUGGAAGCUCUAUCAGUUCUAAAUUGUUCUCCCUAGAGGUCCAGUAAGGAUCAUCUCUUAUUGAUGCAGUGUUACUACAGGAGGAAUCCUAAACUAAACUAACUUUAUUUAUACUGAAUAGCUCUAUCAGUUCUAAACUGUUCUUCCUAGAGAUCCAGUAAGGAUCAUCUCUUAUUGAUCCAGUGUUACUACAGGAGGAAACCUAAACUAAACUAACUUUAUUUAUACUGGAUAGCUCUAUCAGUUCUAAACUGUUCUUCCUAGAGGCCCAGGCGAGUAUCAUCUCUUAUUGAUCCAGUGUUACUACAGGAGAAAACCUAAACUAAACUAACUUUAUUUAUACUGGAUAGCUCUAUCAGUUCUAAAUUGUUCUUCCCAGAGGUUCAGUAAGGAUAAUCUCUUAUUGAUCCAGUGUUACUACAGGAGGAAUCCUAAACUAAACUAACUUUAUUUAUACUGGACAGCUCUAUCAGUUCUAAACUGUUCUUCCUAGAGGCCCAGCGAGGGUCAUCUUUUAUUGAUCCAGUGUUACUACAAGGGGGAACCUAAAAUACUGUUUUUCGUGGAGUCAAACUGAAAGCACUAUUUUCGCAUGUGAAUUCUCGAGGUGACAUUAUAAUCUUACAACUGCAUAUUUCAGGAAUCGAACACAAACAACGUCCACUAACACCUUGUUUUCUUGCUCAGGGCGUGAAACGAGGGAUCUCACAGGCUGUACAAUUCCUCAAGGGAAAACUGAGAGGAAUGAGCGAUACCUACACUUUGGCAUUGGUUGCUUACGCCUUUGAAGUUGCUGCUGACCCAGCCAAGGAAACUGCCUUGACUGAACUGAUGAAGAAAGCCAUCAGAGAAGGUGAAACUAGUCAGACUAACUUUAUUUAUACUGGAUAGCUCUAUCAGUUUUGAACUGUCCAGUGUUACUACAGGGAUAGCCCUUUCAGUUCUAAACUGUUCUUCCUAUAGGUUCUUGUAGGAUCAUCUCUUUAUGCUGAUCCAGUGUUACUACAGGAGGAAACCUAAACUAAACUAACUUUAUUUAUACUAGAUAGAUCUAUGAGUUCUAAUCUGUUCUUCCUAGAGGUCCAGUAAUGAUCAUCUCUUAUUGAUCCAGUGUUACUGCAGGAGGAAACCUAAACUAAACUAACUUUAUUUAUACUGGAUAGCUCUAUCAGUUCUAAAAUGUUCUCCCUAGAGGUCCAGUAAUAAUCAUCUCUUAUUGAUCCAGUGUUACUACAGGAGGAAACCUAAACUAAACUAACUUUAUUUAUACUGAAUAGCUCUAUCAGUUCUAAACUGUUCUUCCUAGAGAUCCAGUAAGGAUCAUCUCCUAUUGAUCCAGUGUUACUACAGGAGGAAACCUAAACUAAACUAACUUUAUUUAUACUGGACAGCUCUGCCAGUUCUGAAGUCUUCCCCCUAUUAUUGUUAAAUAUGCAUGCAAUUAUUUCAAGACUUUGAUUUUAUUAAAUGUUAUUAAUUCUGAAACGUUGCUUAAUAUAUUCGAUUUUAGAUGGCACGCUACAUUGGGAAGAGGCCAGCUCAGGCAAAACUGAGUCGAGUCCUUGGCUUCGUCCUUAUUACAGACCUCGUUCAGCUGACAUCGAAAUAACAUCUUACAUCUUGCUGGCCUAUACUCACAGAAAAGAUCUUCAGAUUGGGUUACCUAUAGCGCAAUGGUUGGCCCAGCAACGGAAUUCGAUUGGCGGAUAUUCAUCCACUCAGGUGUGUCGGGGGGAAUACUGAUCUACAUGCAUUUUACUGAACUGUUUGUGUUUGUGUUUGCAUGUUGCCGUAUGGACAAUGUACAAGAAUUUUAGUCAAAGCAUUUAGACCAAGAUAUGAUGAUCUGGAAGCUAAACGAAGUCAUUGUGUUAUGUUUUUAUCUGAGUUUAUGUUAAUUUGUGCACGGUCACGGUGAUUGAGCUCAUUGUAUUUUCGUAUAAUGAAGUAAUCGUCCAAUAGGGAUAGCUGAGAUGAAACGUGCAACCACGAUGAAUAAUGGGCCCCCCAAUAAUAUUUAAAGGCAUAUGGCAAUAAAAAUUAACUUUGUAUUAUUUGAAAGAACUUUUAAAGUUAUAUAUGAAGACCCUUUACAACGUUUUCGUACCUUGCUUGGUUUUUGAAAUAUUUUGACCAAAAACAGUGUACAGCCCGCCAUCUUAAUUGGUAUUAUAAUUGACCUAAUUAACUGAGUUUUUGAUGACUUACAAGCAGGGUAAACUUGUUAAAAUUUCUUCAUGUGGGACUAAAUUUCUUCGAAAAGUUUCUUAAAAUGUUGUGAGUUAAUUGAGUACUAAAAGGCUUCGGAAAAUCGAGUUUCAAACUGUUAAUGACAUGUGGUUUGCACGAUCAAAAUUUCGCUUUUUACCCUACUUGUGACGUAUGCAUAUCGAAUGCAUAUCCAAGAUGGCGGAAUGCACGCUGCUUUUGAUCAAAAUAAGUCGAUUUAUUUUGAAAACCAAGCAAGGUACGGAAUAAUUGUAAAGGAAGUUUAUAAAUUAUUUUAAAUGCUCUUUCAAAUAAACAAACUUAAUUUAAAUUGCCUUAUCCUGUUAACGAAGUUGAGACAAAGGAUUUGUGCACAGUGAGGUCCAGUUCAACAUCAAACAAAGCUCUUCUGUUUUGUAAGCUUUGCCGAGCUUCCAGACCGUCGUAUCUUCACAGGCUAUGCAGCAUGCGUGUGCUAGGCCACAUAAAAUAAAUUCCUUGAUUCUCAUCACCGCCCGACUGUAUUGUAAGAGCCGCGUGAAUUUUUUUUAUAUUUUGUUAUACAAUAUAAAUGUACCGCCCGACAAAAUAUUUCAAGACAGUUAAGUUUUUUAUAUUUUAUGUUGGGUUUUUAGUGCCAUUUUAAACUGCCAAUUUCAAACAAAUAGAACCUUGAAAGAAAUUUCAUUGCAUUUUAACGGAACUUCGCAUUCAGUUCAAGGGCCAGUGAUUGCUCGUGGAGAAAUAUGUUUAUUUCAGUUUGUGACACUUUUAUUUAUUGAUAUGUAUUAAAUUAUAUAAAAUAUAAACCUCCCGCCUCUUCGACAUUUUCAAAGUGUAGUGAUGAGAAUCAAGAAAUUUAUUUUAUGUGGCCUUAGAAAUGUGACGUUGUUUUCCUCAAGUAAACAGCGACUACUAAUACAGUACUGUCUUUCAACAGGAUACCGUGAUUGGUCUCCAGGCCCUAUCAGAGUUCGCGCCUCUGGUGUUCUCGUCUGACGUCAGCUUUACAGUGAAUGUGAAAUUGUCGACGGAAGUCAGUUACGACAAGACGUUCCAAGUGACUAAAGAUAAUCUCGUUGUUUUACAAGAGGAAGAGGUACGCCCCAAAACUAUGUAGAAAUGUAAAAUUCAAAGACACAAGUACUAUUCACAAGAUGAGCUCGCUUUCGCGGCUCGAGUUUGUAUAUCCGAUACAAACGGACGCGAAUAUUGUAAAUGGCUUGUGGAUCAUCUUGAUGAGAACAUUCGUAUUUUUCAAUGAAUGAUAUUUGGUGAGAAAAUUGAACUUAAAGUACUAUUUAAUAAACGAGCAGGAGUGUUUUAUUAGGUUUAAAGCCACGAGCGCGCAGCGCGAGUGGCUUUAGACCUAAUAAAACACGACCUGCGAGUUUUUUAAAUGGCUUCAAAAACGUUUGCAUAAUAAGUCAAAUCUGAAUAUGAAAAAUCUUUAUAUAAAAAUCUUUAUAUAGUUUGCAUAACAAUGGUCUUUUGUUAAAGUGUUCUUUAGCUGGUAUAAAGACGUAUGCACGUGACUAAUUUCUUACUCAAGAUUGGAUAAUUGCUUCAUGAAUUAUUACUGAGUUUUUGAAGUUUAUGUAAAUCAGCAUGAUUUUGUAUCAGAUAUACAAACUCCUUCGUAGUCAUGAUUUCUCUUGUGUUUUCUUCACGAGUUAUUAAAAUGUUAAAAUUAAGUGUACGUUCUACAUCGUGCGUUAACGAUGUGAAAUAUAUUUGUUUUUGUUUAUUCUUGUUUUAUUCAAUGUCUAGCUUCCUACUGUUGCUGGCAAAGUUGUCAUUUCAGCCCAAGGGAAAGGAAUUGGUGUUUUGCAGGUACAGUGGGAAUUUAUUAAUCUGCACAUCUCUUUCAGAAGAGCCUGGAUAUAAAAAUACGAGGCGAAGCCGAGUAUCUUUAAGUCUGAUAAAACACGCACUGCGAGUGUUUUAAAUUGCUUCAAAAACGAUCGAUCUAGUAAGUUCAUUGGCAAAGUAAUUUUCAAAAAAUACGUUGUGUAAGUGGAGAAAAUCAAAGUUAAAGUUUAUGUAAAUCAAGGGAAAUCUCUAUCACAUAUAAAGAUACGACACGCUUAUGAUUUUUCUUUGUGUUUUCCUCAUGAAUUAUUAAUGAGUUUUGAUAUGUAUUUAUUUCAGAUUGGAGUGACGUAUAAUGUAAAGACGGCUCCCACUGAUAAUGCGUUUGAAGUCGUUGUCAAAGUAGGAAGCUCCGACAACAACAAAGUGGAAGCUCGCUCGUGUGUGAAAUAUACAGGAGAUGGUGAUAAUUCUGGAAUGGCGAUCCUGGAGUUUGGUUUGCCGUCUGGAUUUAGUUUGGACCAAGAAGAUGUGAAUAAGGUGAGAUUUGGGUAUCUUGAUUCAUCUUAAAAUCUAAUUCACUGCUUGCGUGGUCGCUCAUUUUUUCCACCCCUGACGAUAAGUGUCGCAAAUGUUUUGUCCAGGAUUGUAGCUAGCUGUGACCAUAUAUUAUAUUACUAGCUACCUAGCUGUGACCAUAUAUUAUACUCAGUACAUUUGUUUCGUUUUAGCUUCUGUCCGACGUGGGUAACAAAAUACAGAGGAUCGAGACCCCGGGAAGGAAAGCAGUUUUAUAUUUUGAUGAAGUAAGUUCGACAUUUUCGAUGAGCUUGUAUAGUUCGAGCUAAUUUCGAUGCGAGCAUGAAUAGUAACAGAUUGUCAUUUCUACAGGUGCCCAAGAGUAAUGAGUUAUGUGUGGAUAUUAAAUCCGUAAGAACUCACGCAGUCGGAAAAGCUCAGCCUAUCCCUGUUGUUGUUUACGAUUAUUAUAAACCAGGUACAGAAUAAACUAACUUUAAUGAAGUUUAAUAUAUUGAACUAAAUGGCAACUAAACCACAACUUAGCCAAACAACACACAACGGUCUAGAGGCUCUCGCUAACCUAAGUUGUUAUCAUCUUGUAACAAGGUUGAGGAGGCCAACAGACUCGCAACAAGUUGUUCCAACAAGUCUGAUAUCGUCUGCACGUAACAAGUUGUUAACAAGUUGAUGACAACAAGCUCGUAGCAACUUGUUACGAACAGCCUGUGUUAGUGUUGAUGGAACAACUUGUAGCAAGUCUGUUACCGUCACCAACCUUGUAACAAGGUGAUAACAACUUGUUCCAGACUUGUCACAACAACUGGGAACAAGCAGUGCGAACACAUCCUGAUAUCGGCUUCACAACAACCUUGUUACAAUUUGUUUGCAGAUCUCUAACAACUUGCGCCUUUUACGUGUGGAUAUGAUAUGAUAUGAUAUGAUAUGAUAUGAUAUGAUAUGAUAAGCUAUCUCAAAAGAUAUUUUAUAUUUUAGAAAAACGAGCAACAACGAUGUAUGCGACACAAGAUGACGUAUCUCUCUGUGACGUGUGUACAGACUGCGCGAACUGUGUGCCACGAACACGCGGGUCUGGUCACGCGACACGCGCGGUAUCCUUUUCCCAUGUUUUGGUGCUUAUUUUUACCCUGCUUUUGUACCACAUUUACUAAGCAACGAUAAUUUUUUGGCUGGUCCAAUAUACAACUGUAGAAACUGUUGUAGUCAGUACUAGUAAAUACACUGUAGCUGUACUGUAUAACGCUAUAGACGGAUAUGUUAUUUAGUCGAGAUGGUCUGUUUAAUGCAAAAGUUAGACAAUUUUAGGCUACGGCCUACGUUUACUCUAUACUGGAUAGUUUUCCGUAGCGGCGGGAAAAAGCGCCUAUCUGAUACGGAAUGUACAACUUUCAGGAGCUGAGCGAAGCAACAUCUCUCCGUUGCAAUAAUUCCUCUGAAAAUAGCGUUCCUAAAAGGUACAGAUAGAUGUUUUUUUACGUCGCUACGGAAAUCUAUCCGCUACAGUAUAAACGUAGCUUUAGGGUAUAUUUAGCCUUCACAAGUAUACGUAUCCAACGUAUCCAGUAAUAUAACAUCCAGUUAUUGAUACUAAUUCGGUCCCAGGACAAUGUGGACGAUCAUGGGCCGAAAUAUAUAGACUAUAAAUUGACCAGUAUAUGUAGAUAGCGUUUCCCUAGCGCUUUACAUUUAUAUAAUAAUUGGGAUCAUAUAUUUUACCCCGCAUGUUUCAAGUUUAAUUCGCUAGUGUGCACAAUAUUCAUUGACAGUAAUUCUUCGGUCAAGGAAAUGUAUUGAGGAAAAUCUGCUUGUUUGCGCGAUUAGAAUUGUAAAAUAGAUAAUAUAAUGGUAAAAACACGUAUAAAAUCAAUACAUUCAUAUAAUUCAAUUUAAAUGGUGAUAUGUUAGCGCGUUAUAUUUUGGCCAGGAGGCUACGGGCUUUUUGGUUCAAUGGAG